AUGUCGAGUAUAGAAUUGAUCAAUCCGAAGGCGGAGAGUGUGAGGCGUGCCGCCGCACUCCAGGUAAAUACUAACGGCGCGAUGGGGUUAGCAAAUGUCGUGAAGGGCAAUUUGGGACCAAGAGGAACAAUCAAGAUGCUGGUUGACGGAGCGGGCAACAUCAAGAUGACCAAGGAUGGAAAGGUGCUGCUUUCUGAGAUGCAGAUUCAGAACCCAACAGCAGCAAUGAUUGCACGUACUGCCGUGGCCCAGGACGAUCAGGUUGGAGAUGGCACAACCUCGGUUGUCCUCCUGGUCGGAGAACUCCUAAAACAAGCAGAUCGCUAUAUUUCUGAAGGUGUCCAUCCAACAGUGAUCGCGGAAGGAUUCGACUUGGCGAAGAAAGAGGCCUUGGCAUUCCUCGAAACAUACAAGGUGCCAAGCAAACUCGACCGCGCACAAUUGAUUUCAGUGGCACAUACAUCUCUUGCUACUAAACUCCACCCCAAACUUGCCGCACAGUUGGCUGCUGAUGUCGUUGAUGCUGUGCUAUGUAUUCGCCCACCACCUCCUCCCGAAGGCGCGACAGGUGUGGCUGCGAUUCGAGAGCCUAUCGAUCUCCACAUGGUCGAAAUUAUGAAGAUGCAACACAAGACGGAUUCAGAUACCCAGCUCGUUCGAGGGCUGGUCAUGGACCAUGGCGGAAGACAUCCAGACAUGCCAAAGCGGGUUGAAAAUGCCUUUAUUUUGACUCUGAACGUCAGCUUGGAAUAUGAAAAGACUGAGGUUAACUCUGGGUUCUUCUACUCGUCUGCAGAGCAACGAGAGAAGUUGGUUGAGUCUGAACGACGAUUCGUCGAUGCCAAGCUCAAGAAGAUCGUCGAACUCAAGAACUUGGUGUGCGACCAGGCCGUCGGGGCCAAUGAGAAACCCAAAGGGUUCGUGGUGAUCAAUCAAAAGGGUAUUGACCCGCUCUCGUUGGACGUUCUCGUUAAGAACGGCAUUCUUGCGUUACGUCGCGCCAAGCGAAGAAACAUGGAACGGUUACAAUUGAUUGCCGGUGGUGUCGCACAAAACUCGGUUGAUGACCUCACACCCGAAGUCCUGGAGGUCAAGGAACCCAAGGGUGUCACCCUACUCAUCAAAGGCCCCAACGCGCAUACCAUUGCCCAGACUCAAGACGCACUUCGAGAUGGCCUACGGGCCGUCAAAAACGCACUUGAGGACGAGUCUCUCGUGCCGGGCGCAGGUGCAUUUGAGGUAGCAUGUGCGGCACAUCUAUCGGGCCCUAUUAAAAAGGCUGCCAAGGGCCGCGCCAAACUGGGCGUACAAGCGUUUGCGGAUGCUUUGUUGAUCAUUCCUAAAACCUGGCGGCCAAUGGCGGGUUUGACGUUCAGGACGCGAUUGUUGCUGUUCAGGUGUGUUGAUGAGCAAUCAUCCGGAAAUACUGUAGGACUUGACCUGAAGACUGGGGAACCGUUCGACCCAACGGUUGAGGGAGUUUGGGACAACUAUCGUGUCAAACGACAGAUGCUGCACUCAUGCUCUGUAAUUGCUGUUAACCUUCUUUCAACGGAUGAAAUUCUGAGGGCCGGCCGUUCCAGUCUGAAGCCUGAUGGGCAACAGUAG
This is a messenger RNA of Rhizoctonia solani, 1608 nucleotides long. Its product is annotated as TCP-1/cpn60 chaperonin family (T-complex protein 1). The coding region runs from base 1 to 1608 and encodes 535 amino acids. The record is from RefSeq and is a predicted model, not a curated record. The transcript has 12 exons. Lineage: Eukaryota; Fungi; Basidiomycota; Agaricomycetes; Cantharellales; Ceratobasidiaceae. Gene Ontology annotation, biological process: protein folding. Gene Ontology annotation, cellular component: chaperonin-containing T-complex. Gene Ontology annotation, molecular function: ATP-dependent protein folding chaperone; ATP hydrolysis activity; ATP binding.